AAACCAAGAAACAGACCUGGACUGAAAUCACCAAUCAGAUCAACAGUCUGGGAGAGAAUCACAGAGAGCAUUUCUGUAUAGAUGACAUCAGUGGUUCCCUUACUUUCAACCUGCAACUCCUUGAAGCAGAGAUGUGUCCACUUCGAUGCCCUUACACAACUUUCCAUUGUUAACAGGUUGUGAGCAGUUGAACCAAAGACUGACCCUUCCUUCUCACGUUGUUUUUUGAAUAGUGUAUAGAGGUCCUUGAAGGUAACAUUGUCCAUUAAUUCACAAGAGAAACAAUAUGACGGAGAAAAAUUACAUUAAAAAACAAUUCUCUGUCCUGUUGACCAUCUCACAACCCCUCAGAACGAUCUUGCGAAUCCUUAAAGGUCCCAAAUGAUGAAGGAUCAGCGCUUCUACCGUAUUACCUUCUUGAUUAAUCAGCCGAUGAUUUUGUUUAUAAAAGGUUUGAACAUCCCCAUCACAUUUGUCAGAGGUCUUCAAAUUAGUUUGGGGUCUGGAGAGUUGGUCAAACAAAACAAUGAAUUACUAUUUAAUUGACUGAUAUGAUAUGGACCCGGAGCAAUUAAUUGUUCUGUCCAGACCAAUCCACUACUUGUUCCAGCCCUAGUUUGAUGCAUCAGUAGAGGUUACUGUAAUAACAGGCUACAUUCAAAAGAAUGUUUUUCACAGGUGCGUCAGAUCAUGAAGAAAUGGGCGGACCUCAAAUGUGAUGGAAAGCGACGCGCCUUAGCUCUCAGGAGCCCCAAUGGCAGCAACCUGAGGAAGAAGAACCUGGGCCCCAUAGAGAGGAUGGUCCAUAAGAUCCUCAUCAUGAGUCCCAGAGCAGGUGGCGACAGCGAUCUGGACUUUGGUGAAGAUGAAGAAUUUUCAAAGCUUUACAAUAAAGGACCGCCCCCCAACUCUACCCCCUACUCAUACCUCAGCAUGACGGACAGUUCCCACUCUGUCCCCGGAGGAGCCUCCUUCGACCUCUCUCCUCUCUCCUCACCAGAGAAAGAACUUGAUGGCGAUCCUUUCCACUUGUCCUCUGACUUUGACCUGGCUGACGAUGGAGAAUGCACCUUGGACUAUGAAGAAAACGACGACUCCUUGUUCUCCUCCUACCCUUCCUCUCUUCCCCCACCCUCCUCCGCCUCACCCACCUCCCUGGACCCCCUGCCUGACAAUGCCCUGCUGAGGAUGAAGCCGGUCCACACGUACUCCCGAAACAGCCAGAACCAGACCCAGAGCUACACCUCCCCCCGACCUCCUCCACCUGGACCCUCUUCCUCUGUGGCCUCCACCUCCUUGGUUUUCUCUUCAGUGUCUGACUCAGACACCGCCUUGUCCGCCGCUGCGCCUCCCUCGUCGCAGUCCCCCACAAGCUCCAACAUGACUGCCUCCUCCCUCCCUGCUCCCCCUCCCUCGUCUUCCUCAUCCUCUACAACUGUCGCCUCUCACCCUGCACCUUCCUUUUCCUCCAUCCUACCACCUCCUGCUCCUCCCGCUGCUGUAUCUUCCUCCUCUUCCAACUCUCAUCAACCUUCUCCCUCCUCCGCCUCAGUCCUCCCACCCAAUCAUCCGUCCACCUCAGGCUCCAACCAUGAGCCUCUCCCGGCUGGAGCGUCCUCCCGCAGGGCUCACGAUAACGUGGCCCAGAUGGCCUCUCAGGGCCUGCAGCAGCAGCGGGCCAGCAGGAUGCUUCUGACCUCAGUGUCUCAGUCUCUGGAGGUGUUGGCUCAGUCUGUGCAGCUGCUGGUGGAGAGCCAGCAUGAGUUUGUGCAGGACUCUCUGCAGCUGCAGAGGGAGACGGUGGACAUCCUCAGGGAUUUCUCCAACACGGCGCUGACUAUGCUGAGAGACAAAGCCAACAGUGGACAACUGGCGACACAUCCUCCGCCCGCUGCACACUUCUGAAAAAUGGAGAUGAACAAACAUGGGCAGGUAAAGUUUGGCAGUGGGAGCAGAUCACAGGCGAUCGACCACCACUUGGAGACCUUCUGAGUCAAACAUCCUUCUUGUUGGUAAAAUCAUGAAAGACUUUGCUAGCCAUGAUGGCUGCUGGGCAGAAAAGUUCUUUGCUGAAAACGGCACAAACACAUGCAGUGGGCCAUGAUCUCAUCAGCUGUUUAUUUAUGUGCCUGAAUCUUCUCUUUCUUUUCAAUAUUUACUGUUUGUAUCAGGCUCAUGUGUUAUCCACACUGUAAUUGGCUUUCACUGGUUUGGUGCACUGGGACACUUUUAACUGGCUCACUGAAUGAGAGGAAAUGAACAAAAGAACAGUACCGUGUCAGUAGAAUAGAAAAGUAGCCUGCGUCUGAGUGGGAGCGCCCCCCCCAGCAGCUUAAUAUGUGACUGUUGGAAUCUUAUCUGCAGUAACAGCUGGUUUGAUGUUUUGCUCAAGGGCAGCGUGGCAGGUGCUGUUGAGACAGAAAGCACAUGUUGUCCUCAUGGCUGAUCUUCACAACCACAUCCUGUCUGAUGCGACAACCACUUUGACUCAUGAAUAAUAAUAAAACAUUUUCAACACUAUUCACAUGUUUUUCUGAGUUUACUGCAGGUGAUGAAAUAAAUAUCUUCUGUAAUUUCCAAAGUUUUCAUUUGAGUAAUUUUUCCAAAUGAAGGACGAUCAUUGUCUUGUUUAUCUGAUGGAGUGAUGGUCAGACAGUAAAUGUCAUCACAUUUCCCUCCAUUAAAACGGCAUCGAAAAAAAAUCCAAAAGUAUAACAGAUUUGAUGCAGAAUACGUUUGAGCUAACACGUGCAGAAAAUUCAAAACAUGGUUUGUUUUGAAUGUUGUACAAAAUAGCGGUUAAUGAAAAAUACUGGCGUAAUGUACACACAUGCAUUUAGUGGUUUUAAACACCAACAAACGACCAUGACAUUGAGUGCAGAAAUGAGACGUCUGAGUGUACACACACGUUAGUAUUUGGGAGGUUCUGCUGCCCACAAUAGACAUGAAGACGAUGUGCUUUUGAAACUCUAGUUCUGUGUCCAGCUCAUAGCGGUGGAUUAUAAAUAUGCAGAUACCCUCUGUCUGACUGACUGACCAAAGGACUUGUAACUGUCUGCUGUAACACCAGGUCAUGUGAUGUUUAAACAACCAAAUCCUGAGAAUAAAGAUUUUAUUAUUAAAAGAA
Molecule: messenger RNA, 3127 nt
Organism: Cottoperca gobio
Lineage: Eukaryota; Metazoa; Chordata; Actinopteri; Perciformes; Bovichtidae
Product: putative protein TPRXL
Exons: 5
Coding region: 691-1905 (404 amino acids)
Cellular component (GO): nucleus
Source: RefSeq, a predicted model, not a curated record